This is a messenger RNA of Cyprinodon tularosa, 1444 nucleotides long. RefSeq lists its product as uncharacterized. The record is from RefSeq and is a predicted model, not a curated record. Gene Ontology annotation, cellular component: membrane. The transcript is spliced from 11 exons. Lineage: Eukaryota; Metazoa; Chordata; Actinopteri; Cyprinodontiformes; Cyprinodontidae. Bases 131 to 1057 code for a protein of 308 amino acids.
CCCUGAAGAGCUAAAGUCCAGUCUCUGUGGGUACCAGCUGAUAGCAGGUAGACUUUGCCCUAAAGCGAAACCGCUGCUAAAUGGUCUCCACAGCAGAGUUUUGUGCUUAGGUUGAUGGAAAGAUUCGGUUAUGUUCAGUGAAAUGGACCAGACGAAUGGCAACACUGCAGGGAGAUUUGAACGUCACCCUCAUCCCUACAGCCCUCCAAACUAUGAAAGAAAUCCCUACACUGGGAUGACAUACGAGGUUGGAAAUGGGAACAUUGCGAUCGUCUCUCGUCCUGCCUCCUACGGCAACAUAGUCCCUCCUCAGGAACCACCCCCAUAUGGAGGCAACCAGUACUACAGUCAGGAUCCACCUGUGUAUUCCCACGAAUCUGAGGAGAACCCCUUCAGUGUCGCUGGAAUACGGAGAGGUUUUAUUCUGAAAGUCUACCUGACCCUGAUGAUUCAGUUGCUGUGUACUGUUGGGAUUAUCUGCGCCUUUAUUUACUGCAACACACUGAAGACUUGGAUUUAUAACAACUACUGGUUCUCCUACACUAUGAUGUCAGUGGUGCUGGUACUCAUUGUGGUUUUAGCCUGCUGUGAUAAUAUCCGUCGCCGGGUGCCCCUCAAUUUUAUAGCUCUGGGCACGUUUACUGUUGCAGAGGGCCUGAUGCUUGGAUCUGUUGCAGCCUACUUCAACGCCGAAGCAGUUAUGUGGGCUGUGGGUGCGACAGCUUUCGUUACUUUUGGCAUCAGCCUGUUUGCUAUGCAGUCAAAGUGGGACUUCACCCCUAAAGCUGGGUGCAUGUGGAUGUUUGCCUGUUCCUUAUUGUCCUUCUUAAUGAUGUGUGCCAUCAUCCGAUCACAGUAUCUCUACAUCUUCUACGCCUACCUGGGAACUGUGCUGUUUUCUUUCUACUUGCUGCUUGAUACUCAGUUGAUUCUGGGGGGGAAACACCGGAAGUACGAAAUAUCUCCUGAGGAGUACAUCUAUGCUGCCCUCAGCCUCUACUUGGACAUUGUCAACUUAUUUCUUCUCCUGCUACAAAUCAUUAACUGCUGCAAUUGAAUCUGAUUAUUCUCAAGCUUAUUUAAAGAACAGUAAAAAAUAAUUGUUUUUAUGAGAGUAUUUUUAUUCUCCAGGCAUGUUGCAGCUAUAUACAAACAUCAGCAGUAAAUUCAAAACAAAACAAUUUUAGUGCAUCAGGAUGUUGAAAUAUCCUUGAGGCUUUUAAUCACUUUAAAAAAAACUUUCAUUGUUCUUUUGUGUUUGUUAUCAACUUGCUUGUUAAUCAAUGUGUCAAAAAAAUUAAAUUUAAUGCUUUUUUUUUUAAAGAAUCUUUUUAAAAUUGUUUUAUUUGAAGUUAUAAUGGGGCUUGUAUUGUCAUAUAACCAUGAUAGAAUUUAAAAAUAUGUACAAUAAAAAGUGAGACCGAGCAAAAGGCAUCUGAGAAAA